This is a messenger RNA of Capra hircus (goat), 1486 nucleotides long. RefSeq names its product G-protein-signaling modulator 1. Gene Ontology annotation, molecular function: GTPase regulator activity; protein binding. NCBI's taxonomy places the organism in Eukaryota, Metazoa, Chordata, Mammalia, Artiodactyla, Bovidae. The record is from RefSeq and is a predicted model, not a curated record.
GUGGGGUUCGCGGCCCGCGGCCCUCGGCUCCCCCGGCCCCAUGGCGGGCCCGGCGCCUCCCGCCGCCGACGAGCUGCCCGGCCCGGCCCGGCGCCUCUACUCCAGGAUGGAGGCCUCGUGCCUAGAGCUGGCCCUGGAGGGUGAGCGGCUGUGCAAGGCGGGCGACUUCAAGGCGGGCGUGGCCUUCUUUGAGGCCGCCGUGCAGGUGGGCACCGAGGACCUGAAGACGCUGAGUGCCAUCUACAGCCAGCUGGGCAACGCCUACUUCUACCUGAAGGAGUACGCGCGGGCGCUGGAGUACCACAAGCACGAUCUGCUGCUGGCCCGGACCAUCGGUGACCGCAUGGGGGAGGCCAAGGCCAGUGGGAACCUGGGCAACACGCUCAAGGUGCUGGGCCGCUUUGAUGAGGCCGUCGUCUGCUGCCAGCGGCACCUGGACAUCGCCCAGGAACAGGGGGACAAGGUCGGGGAGGCGAGGGCUCUGUACAACAUUGGCAACGUGUACCACGCCAAGGGCAAGCAGCUGUCCUGGAGCGCCGCGCAGGACCCAGGGCACCUGCCACCUGCUGUCCGCGAGACGCUGCGCCGGGCUUCCGAGUUCUACGAGAGGAACCUGUCCCUGGUGAAGGAGCUGGGUGACCGGGCAGCCCAGGGCAGGGCCUACGGCAACCUGGGCAACACCCACUACCUGCUGGGGAGCUUCACGGAGGCCACGACCUUCCACAAGGAGCGCCUGGCCAUCGCUAAGGAAUUUGGAGACAAAGCAGCAGAGAGGAGAGCCUACAGCAACCUGGGCAACGCCCACAUUUUCCUGGGGCGCUUUGACGUGGCCGCCGAGUACUACAAGAAGACGCUGCAGCUGUCCCGGCAGCUCAAGGACCAGGCGGUGGAGGCGCAGGCCUGCUACAGCCUGGGCAACACAUACACGCUGCUGCAGGACUACGAGCGCGCAGCGGAGUACCACCUCCGGCACCUGCUCAUCGCCCAGGAGCUGGCUGACAGAGUGGGCGAGGGCCGGGCGUGCUGGAGCCUGGGGAAUGCCUACGUAUCCAUGGGGAGCCCAGCCCAGGCCCUGACCUUUGCUAAGAAGCACCUGGAGAUCUCCCAGGAGGUUGGGGACCGCAGCGGGGAGCUCACAGCCCGCAUGAACGUGGCGCAGCUGCAGCUGGCUCUGGGCCGGCUGGCCAGCCCGGCAGCCGCGGAGAAGCCAGACCUGGCCGGCUAUGAGGCCCAAGGAGCCAGACCCAAGAGGACGCAGAGGCUGAGCGCGGAGACCUGGGACCUGCUGAGACUACCCCUGGAGCGGGAGCAAAAUGGAGACAGCCACCACUCGGGGGACUGGCGGGGGCCUGGCAGGGACUUGCUCCCUCUCCCCGUGAGGAGCAGGAAGUACCAGGAAGGGCCCGACUCGGCUGAGAGGAGGCCGCGGGAGGGCGGCCACUCCCCACUGGACAGCGCGGACGUCCGGGUGCAGCUGCCUCGCACG